AUGCCGGAGCCGAUAGCUGCAGAGCCGCAAUUGUACACACCUCUUUACGAAUUGGGACAACUCUUAGCCAGUUAUGGCUAUGUGCCAAGAGCAACGUUUCGGCCAGGUGCUACCGUAGUUCAUGUGCAGGACGAAGCUCGACAACGGAUAAAUAGGCAUGGCCAAUCUUCACAUCAAAGGAAUCAACAUGCGCGUUCUGCACGGACAUAUACGCCCGGAACGAAUGGCUAUGCAAUGCAUUCGAAUGGAGCGAUUCCAUCACACUCGUCUGCUGUAAUCAAUGGAACUAUUCCAUCAACGUCUCACUACGGUGGAAUGGAACGACGUCAUUUUCGCGAACAAACGUCACAACGAGGUGGUCGUGGAUCGGCCAGUGGAGGUGGUCCCCGUCGUGGAACCGGAGACCGUACCUUAACACCAAGGCGCCGGUGUGUUCGUGGACGUCGAAACGGAGGUGCUAAUGGUUCGAAUCAGGACACCCGUCGUCGUAGCGAUUACUGCAACGGAGGAGGAGUUAAUGGUAAUGGAGCAAGUACGAACAAUGGACCAGCUCUAAGCGUCUCUACGGGCAAUAUUGCCGCUGCAGCCGCAGGUUCUUCAAAUACGCUGCAAAUUGAGAGGCCACGGUAUAACAGUUUCCGACGAGAACGGAAUGCCGAUAGCGAUCAUUUCUCCACAAAUGACACUUCGAAUGCUUCCUCAGGGAAGGGGCGUCGUUGGGAGAUGGAUAGUGAAAAUGGCAGUGAUGGUCAUGUGGAUAGAAAGGCAUCUUCUCAAAGUGGGUGUUCCGCGUACUCCUUCGAAGAGAGAGCGUUUCCAUCGUUAUCAGAACCGAAGCCGGAGCCAGAGAAACCGGUAGAAAAGCCAUCUUUCAGAGCAUUAUUGGCUAAGAAGACUAUCAGGGUAACGAGAGGCGACGGGAAUGAGCUCAGAGGAUUUUGUCCUCCGAGCUGUUAG
Cooperia oncophora is the source of this 957-nucleotide messenger RNA. The record is from the annotation of a GenBank genome assembly. NCBI's taxonomy places the organism in Eukaryota, Metazoa, Nematoda, Chromadorea, Rhabditida, Trichostrongylidae.